AUGGCGAAGCUCACCCUGCGGGUGUCGCUGCUCAGCGGGGAGUUCGUCUCCGUGGCGGCGGCGCCGGACACGGCGCUCCGCGACCUCCGGCGCCGCGCGGAGCGGAAGUUAGCGCGGGGCAUCGCGGCGCUGGUCUGGGGAGCCCGGCUGCUGGAGGAAAGUGGCACGCUGCAGGAGGCCGGGCUGCAGGAUGGGGACGCGUUAGUGGCCACUGUGCAAGGGGCGCGCAUUGAGACGUGCCGGAGGUCCCCGGCCUUCUUCCUGGUGCGGGGGGACGGCUCGGUGCUCACCUGGGGCGACUGCUCCUUGGGCGUGCCCGAGCUGAAGGCGCCGAGGCAGAUCUGCGCCUGCAGCGCCGGCUUCGCGGCCGUGGCGGCGGACGGCAGCGUGCUGACCUGGGGCCACCGGAGGUGCUGUCUGCCCGAGGCGGACCUCGACCUGGGCGACGUGAAGCAGCUUUGUGCCACGGAGGACGCCUUCGCGGCUCUGCGGGGCGACGGCUCCGUGGCCACCUGGGGCUGCCGCCGCCUGGGGGGCGACAGCCGCCGCGUCCAAAGCCGCCUGCGCCGCGUGCGGCUGAUGGCGGCCUCGCUGGGCGCCUUCUGCGCGGUGCGGGAGGACGGCACCGCGGUGAUGUGGGGCUCGGCCAGGUACGGCGCCCGCAGCUCGGCGCCGGAGCUGCGCGACGCGCGGCAGCUGGUGGCCACGAAGUCCGCCUUCGCAGCGCUGCAGGGCGACGGCUCCGUGCGCACCUGGGGCGUGGCGGAGUGGGAGACCCCGGAGGAUCGGAUGGCCCAGAUCUGCGCGUCGGAGGAGUCCUUUGCGGGGAUCCGACUCUCCGACGGCGCGGUGGUGACGUGGGGAGGUGCGUCCUCCAGCGUGGAUCAAGCGGAUGUGGUGCAGAUCGCGGCGACGCGCUUCGCCUUCGCGGCCUUGACGCGGGACGGCCGGGUCGUCGCCUGGGGCCACCCGCGCUUCGGGGGGGCUUGUGCCCGUGCCAAGAAGAUCCGCGACGCGCGGCAGCUCUUCGCUUCCUGCGCGGCCUUCGCGGUGUUGCGAGCGGAUGGGUCAGUGGUGACAUGGGGUGACGCUCGCUUUGGCGGUGAGAGCCUCGCGCUGCAAGAGCAGCUGCAGGACAUCCGGAAGAUCUCUAGGUUAAAGCGCCGCUUCUUCGAGGGAGAGCCCGUGGAGUCGACAGAGCGCCCCACCGUGGAAGAUCUCCGGUGGAUGAGGCUCAUCAUGAAGGCAGGCGGCGGCAUCUUCAAGGAGAAGGUGAUGCCGUCCAUGCGCGAGAUCAACGAGCUGCUGCGGACGCGGACCUCUGUGUUUGAGGCUUCCGGCAAUAUCUCGGACAGCGAUGCCAGUGGCCAGCCUCUCACAUGA
Effrenium voratum is the source of this 1383-nucleotide messenger RNA. NCBI's taxonomy places the organism in Eukaryota, Dinophyceae, Suessiales, Symbiodiniaceae. The record is from the annotation of a GenBank genome assembly.